Molecule: messenger RNA, 942 nt
Organism: Cylindrotheca closterium
Lineage: Eukaryota; Bacillariophyta; Bacillariophyceae; Bacillariales; Bacillariaceae
Source: the annotation of a GenBank genome assembly
AUGUCCUCUUCAGAAGCUCAGUCAAACGAUUUUGACAAUCCAUGGGAGUCUGCGGCCAAUGAUGAGACUUAUCGAUCGACAUCCUUGCGCGCAGAUGAACGAGCCACUUCCUCUGCAGAUGCGGUUGCUGCUGCUCCCGUUCAAGGUGAUCCACGACCGCUGUCCCUUAAGAAUCGUUGUAUAUGGUGGAACCAGAUAUUCGAUGGUUUCUUCAGCGCUCUUUUGAUUAUCUUCACCUUUUUUCUGUAUCACAAGAACAAGGUGGACGCCAGCACGACUCACAUGGAUGUCGUGACGCUUACCUUAAUGGUGCUGUCGAUUCUUCUUGGAGCUAUCCUUUUGCUAAGGAGUGUGAUCGGUGCUCGAUUCUUUCAUUUCAAUAUGAGUAGCAGACCAGUACUCGUCCUACUUUAUUUGGUGACUGCCAUUGUCCUCUUUACGGAUGCCAAACACCUGCCAUCCUGGAUCAUGAAGCUCCAGUUUGAGAGAAAAGAGGUUUUGCCUCUUUGCUUUUUAGUCUUUGCCGCAAUGGAAGUUUUGUUGUUCUGCUUUUUGCGACACUGUUACGCUUCUGAACUCGAAGACAUUCAAGACGCCGAAAACUUGUCUCGGUACACUUCCAGGGCAGCUGGCCGUUCUCCUUGGUGGUGGAGUGGUGGUGGUGGUCGAAACCACCGCAGAAGAGACAAUUCGGACAACUUGGAAGAACCACUUUUGUUUGGUCAACCAUCGUGGACCAAUAGAACUUCCAAUAAUUAUCAAGUCCGUGACGGAGUCAAUGCAUCCUCGUCCUCCUCGUCGUGGUGGCCGUUUUCUCGGGGCGUCAGUGGUCAGAAUGCCAGGGACGACGGAUCUGUGGACUAUGCUUCACUCAAUGAAGACUGGGCCAGUCGAUCAGAAGCAGAUCCCACUUGGUGGAGCCGAGACGAUGAUGGACAUUGA